AUGAGGGAGCUUGGCGUGACACGCUGGGGGAGGUGUGAGGAGGAAGUGCCAGGAGGACGCGGUGUGGCGGCAGCUGAGUGCAGGGCGGGCACUGCUGGCAGCCCCUGGAGCAUAGGAGACUCUGAGGAGAGAGAGAGAGAGACAGACAGCUUUGGAGUGGUGAGAAGAGGAGACCGGAGCGAACCCACCACGGCCAUCACAGACGGCAGACGGACAGACGGCAGGACGGACACACGGGCGGCGGCUGCGAUUGGCGGCUCGGCGGCGGGUUGGUGGAAGAUGUCGUUGGGGGCCGGGGGAGGCAGGCGGUGCGGGCGGGCGGGGGGCGGGGCGGGGGGUGCCGCAGGGGAGGGGCCGGUGGGGAUCCCGUUCCCGGAGCACAGCGCCGACCUGCUGGGGGGUCUGAACGAGCAGAGGCUGAGCGGGCAGCUGUGCGACGUGCUGCUGGUGACGCAGGACCGCGAGUUCCCCGCGCACCGCUCCGUCCUGGCCUCCUGCAGCUCCUACUUCCACAAGCUGUUCACGUCUGGUGCCGCCGCCGACCGCCAGAGCGUCUACACCAUCGACUUCGUGCGGGCCGACGCGCUGGCCGCGCUGCUGGACUUCGCCUACACCGCCACGCUGACCGUCAGCCACGCCAGCGUGGGGGCCGUCCUGAGUGCCGCCCGCCUGCUGGAGAUCCCCCCGGUGCGAGACGUCUGCACACACCUGCUGGACACCAAAGUGCUCUCCCCGCCGGCGGGCAGAGAGCAGGGAGAGGAGGAUGAAGAGGAUGACGAGGAGGGAGGGAAGGUCGGGGGAGGAGAGCAGGCGAACCGGCUGCAGGCCCGGGAGUACCUGGAGUUCUUCCAGAGGGGGGCGCACUGGGGCAGCGGCUGCAGCACGCCCGAGCUCAGGGAUCUCGCCUCGCACCUGCAGCACUUUACCCCGCCCAACGGAACCCCCAGCGCCCCCAUGGAGUACCCCUCGCCCCCCGCCCACGCCCUGGCGCACCCGUACCCCCAGGACCCCGCGGACGAGGAGGAGGACGAUGACGAAGAGGGCGAGGGGGAAGGGGACGCCGCCCGAGCUGAAGCCAUCCUGGCCUGGGCGAGGGGCGGCAGAGGCGGGGCGCCCCCGGCCCUUUACACCCCUCCCCAAAACGGACACUACCUCCAGUCAGACCCCAAACUGGAGCCUGAGCGGGACGGGGUGUCGGCCAGCACCCUCCUGCAGCAAAUGAUGGACUCCAUCCAGGGGCAGAAGGGGCGAGGGGGGGCCGCGGGGCAGGACGUCCCGGACGGUGACGACCCGGACGUGGAGUUUUACUUGAAAUACUUUAACAGUGUGCAGCAGGACGGGGCGGGCGGGGUCACCCAGGACCUGCUGCCCCUCUGGGCCUCCUCGCGGGACAGCUCCGUCACGGGCGGGCGGGGCGGGGCCACGGGGGAGAAGAAGAUACGCUCCAAGGCCUACCAGAAGUGCCCCAUCUGCUCCAAGGUCAUCCAGGGGGCGGGCAAGCUGCCCCGGCACAUCCGGACACACACGGGGGAGAAGCCCUACGAGUGUGCCAUCUGCAAAGUGCGCUUCACCAGGCAGGACAAGCUGAAGGUGCACAUGCGGAAGCACACGGGGGAGAAGCCAUACCUGUGCACGCACUGCGGUGCCGCCUUCGCCCACAACUACGACCUGAAGAAUCACCUGCGCGUGCACACGGGCCUGCGGCCCUACCAGUGCGCCAGCUGCUUUAAGACCUUCGUCCGCUCCGACCACCUGCACCGCCACCUCAAGAAGGACGGCUGCACCGGCGUGCCCUCCAGGAGGGGUCGCAAGCCCCGCGUCCGGGCCCCGGGGCUCCCGGAGGACACAGGGGGGCUGCCCCCAGGGACCGUCCCGCGCAGGGGCAGGGAGAAGCGCCCCCUGGAGGCGGCGGCCGCCGAUCCAGCAGCGGGAGGCCUGGGAAGCUCCGCCCACUCCUCCUCCCACAGCCCUCGGAGGCAAGAGGAUUUGGGCAACGUGAGGCCGUGAGACGGCGAGGUGCUGGAUGCCAGAGGCGCGCUGGACCAUGUGUGUAGGGGAAGGAGGCGUGACAGAAGCGAAAAAAAAAAAAAAAACAUCUAAAUCGUACAAAAAAAAAAAAAACUUUUCUGCAAACCAAAUCAGGGUGUCACAAAAUCUAAUGUAAAGUUUCUUUUCUCCAUUAGCUUUGAAUACGAAAUGGCCGCUUAAGGACAGGUGGUGUAGAGAGCGAGGGCUGCUGAAAUCACACCCUCCUGUCGGCUCCGCCCCUCUCUGCCGCGUCUCUGAGGCGUGGCUCUCCCGCAUCGGCAAGGAUCGCUUCCCCCAUGAUCUGCAAAACCCACAAUCAAAAACCAAAACACAUUCCUACAGGAGCAGCUAUGCAGGUGACGAUGGUGAUGUCACUGGUUUUGUCCAUUCUUGGAGCGGACACUAAAGAUCCCAGGGCAGCCUUUUGGAAAAAAAAAAAAAAAAGAAAAGAAAAAGAGGAGACUCUCCUCUGCUGCUCUGGUUAAAGGCAGGUCGAGCUUUUAAACAGAGAUGCAUUACAGAUGAGGCUGAAGCCAUGGACGGAAAUCCGAGACAGUGGUGUGUUACUGUUCUAAUGCAUCUAAUGCGGCCACUAUGGGCAAGCAGGGGUGCACAAGCCCCUGAGGACGUCAGACAGAAUGCUGUGAUUUUAGUGUUCCUCGCUCUAUAAAAGUGAGUCAGCCCUUUUUUUUUUAAAAAAAAAAAAAGGUAACUGUUGAGUCGGAUCCACCUCUAGGGGGCUCUUUUGAUUACAGCAGUUGGGGAGAGGACCGGGGGGCUGGGUCCUGUGUUUCUGAAGCACUACCAAUGUCACUCCACUAGAGGGCGAAAGCAUUCCUAAUGCCUCCACCCCCCUGAGCUGAGCCCACCUCUGCAGUUUUUUCUCUUUCGUAUUUGUCUUAACUUUGUGUUAUUGGUGGAGGUGCUCCUUGUCGCUUUCGCAUUAACUGCUUUGGGUACUUGACACUUUAAGUAUGUAGACAUGUGUAUAUGCAUCAGGUGGUGAUAAUUUUGGACCCCUUUUUUUUAAGAUGAGGUGUUUGACCAUUUGAGCUAUUCUGUCAAAGCUAGGUGAAGGUGUCAGCAAACGCUGUCGAAAUUUAUAAUAACUCCAUGAAUUUGUUAACUUUGAGUUAAAAACGAAGCCAUUUCUCAGCUGAUUAGGCUAACGAGAGCCUGUGAACAUAACAGUAUAGUAAUUAUAAAAGUAAUUGUUGUUCAGGUUUUGGUGCAAAAAAGGGACCCAUUUUAUGACUGUCUGGUGAAUGACAAAAAGACAAGGGCAGUGAAAUCUGAGAUCUUGAAAAAGAAAAAGAACGAUUGCAACUUUUUUUGCUCACAGUUUUGCACAUCUUUAUAAGAGAAAUCUAACAAAACGAUGUAUAUUUAAAAAGCCAGAGGGAGGGCAAUGUGAGUAUGGGGUGAAUCCAGAUUUUUGGCCUGGGGGACCAUGUGGCUACGAACUUCAGUGAGUGACUGAGGAAAAGAGCAAUAAAGGUCUUUGCUGGAAGUCCAAAUAUGGGCAAAGCUGCAGCUGCACGGUGGGGCCAGGGCAGGCAGGGACAGGUGGGGUUUCCCAAUGAGUGAUACAUUCCAAAACAUAUUUUAAUCUUUCCAGAACCACCACCGUUUAUUUUUUUAAUCAGAAUUUGACCCAUUUACGUUUACCUUUUGUGGGUUUAUGUGCAGGUUGAUACCUCUAGGGGGUGUGCACAGCCUUUCCCCUUUGCCCCACACUGGUUCAGGAGCCCUGAGAGGAACUGCGUUUGGUUUGUUGUGGGGUGGGGGUAGGUUGGGGGGUGCUCUGUACAGGAUGGCAUGUACCCCACCACAAAUUGUGGGCAUGCUCAAACACAUCUCUCCGGGCCUUGAACCAAGUCUGCACUUAAAUGGACAAAGGGGAGAGAAGGAGCACUCAAACAUCUCAUUCCAUCACUGACAGAAGCAAACAGCUGUCAUAAGUUGUGUGAUUCGUGUGAACACUUAAAUCUUGAUAGCCCUUUUUAUGUGUAUAUGUAUGCGUGUAGUUAUAUUUAAUGGCAUGAAAAUGGAAGGUCGAUGUUGGCCUAGUGUAGCGGAUGAGGAGUUUGCCCCACACCCCCUGAAUAUUGCUGUGCAGCUGUAUGUCUGUCCAAAAUGUCAGUCCUCUUUCACCUUAAUGGAAAAGAAGCGGGUUCGAAAUGCACUUUUGUUACAGGGAAGGGCACUUUCGUCAAAGAAACGGGUACCUUGAAGCUACAAGAAUGAAAAAGAAAAUAAUAAUAACUGGAAACGUGGCUGCGUUUUUUUUUCUGUUCUCUUAUUCAGUUUUUGAUGUUGGGGCCACAACCCACAACGGCAGAAAACUCUGCCAAAUGUCCCUAAAUCUCUUUGGAGAGGAAACAUCACGGGAAUCAGAAACUGACGCGAUAAGAAACGGACUUGUUGGAUUUUGUGACCUUAAAGAAAAAAAAAAAAAAACUGAAAGAAAAAAAAGAAUCUCCAUGUAACUGAUCUUACUUGAAGUCUUUGUGGGGGAAAAUGAGGAGUGAGCCACCUUACCUGAUGUCUUAAA
Molecule: messenger RNA, 4582 nt
Organism: Megalops cyprinoides (Indo-Pacific tarpon)
Lineage: Eukaryota; Metazoa; Chordata; Actinopteri; Elopiformes; Megalopidae
Product: zinc finger and BTB domain-containing protein 7A-like
Exons: 5
Coding region: 1-2007 (668 amino acids)
Biological process (GO): regulation of transcription by RNA polymerase II
Molecular function (GO): DNA-binding transcription factor activity, RNA polymerase II-specific; RNA polymerase II cis-regulatory region sequence-specific DNA binding; protein binding
Source: RefSeq, a predicted model, not a curated record